Messenger RNA from Oncorhynchus tshawytscha (Chinook salmon), 2814 nucleotides. Its product is annotated as coiled-coil domain-containing protein 124. Gene Ontology annotation, cellular component: nucleus. The record is from RefSeq and is a predicted model, not a curated record. Gene Ontology annotation, biological process: transcription by RNA polymerase II. The coding region runs from base 378 to 1052 and encodes 224 amino acids. The transcript has 5 exons. Gene Ontology annotation, molecular function: transcription coactivator activity. Lineage: Eukaryota; Metazoa; Chordata; Actinopteri; Salmoniformes; Salmonidae.
UUGCUUUUCUGAUGUCCAGAAGUUAUUUUCGGUCAUAAGAGACAGUAGCAGCAACAUUAUGUAGACAAUACUUUAAAAAGAAGUUACACAAAACAAAAAAAAGAAAUAACAAAAUAGCACAAUUGGUUGGGAGAAUGUGAAACGUCAGCCAUGUUCUUCGGCGUCAUUUUUCCAUUUUUGGGAAAGGUUGCUGGAUCGAAUCCCCGAACUGACAAGGUAAAAAUAUGUUGUUCUGCCCCUGAGCAAGGCAGUUAACCCACUGUUCCCCGGGCACCGAAGACGUUGAUGUCCAUUUAAGGCAUUCCCCCCAGCACCUCUCUGAUUGAGGUUAAAUGCAAAAGACACAUUUCAGCUGAAGAAUAGGCCUAGUCUUAGGGAUGCCGAAGAAGUUCCAGGGUGAGAACUCCAAGGCAGUCACUGCCAAGGCUCGCAAGGCAGAGGCCAAAGCAGUGGAAGACGCCCGCAAGAAGAAGGAGCUGGAGGAUGCACUAUGGCAGGAGAACGACAAACAUGUCCUGAAGAAAGAACAGAGGAAGGAUGACAAGGAGAAAAAGCGCCUUGAGGCCCUGGAGCGAAAGAAGGAGAACCAGCGGCUCUUAGAUGAGGAGGCUGCAAAGAUUAAGGGCAAGGCCAAGGAGGCUGCUGCUGCUGCUGUGGUGGCAGGCAAAGUGACUCGGGCCCAGAUUGAGGAGAUGCUGCAUGUCGAGCAGCAGCUACAACAGCAGGAGCAACCCAAAGAGAAAGAGAAGAGCCACCUGGAGACGCCCCUGGAGGAGAACGUGAAUCGCAUCAUUCCUGAGGAAGGUGUUGUGGAGGCUAGAACCAUAGAGGAUGCCAUUGCCAUGCUCAGCACGGCUGAAGAGCUCGACCGCCACCCAGAGCGCAGGGUGAAGGCAGCGUUCGCCGCGUUCGAGGAUCUGAACAUGCCCCUUCUUAAAAAAGAGAACCCCAACAUGCGGCUGUCGCAGCUCAAGCAACAGCUGAAAAAGGAGUGGAUGAAGUCGCCAGAGAACCCCCUGAACCAGCGCUUUGCCAACUACAACACAAAGUGAACCAACUCCAGCAGCAGCUAAAAAAAAACUGUUUACCUAUGCACAUUGGACCUUACAAUGGAAGAUGCCCCCAACCUAUAAUUAUUCCCCCAUUUAUGAAUGUGUUGCUGGAAAAGCUGCAUUCAUUCCCUAGGAAGGACCUCCGAUGCAAGGAAUCACCUUGGGACUUCCGCUUGUUUCGUUCCGAUUUGGAAAAGCAAACUCCCAACCAAUGUUCCUGAUGAUUUUAUUUUACUGUACAUGUCCACUUGUGAAGCAUCUCGGCAGUUUAUGGAUUUUAUUCCCACUGUCAGUUUUUGGCACUUAUGUUGAAAAGGGAUUAAAGUAAUUUAUUUCAGUUCACAAUACACUAACAUAUCUAAUUCUUUCUGAGAAUGAGACUACAGGUAUGUGAUCUGCACUCUUGCCUAUCGUAAUCGCCUCCAUUAACCCCCCGAUGAUGAUAAUAAUAACCCACGUAAGAAAAUAUCAUGACCAGAGCCAGUUGUUGACUUGUUAUGAACUGCCAUUUUGGGCACCAUUGGAAAUGACCACCCCUUUCCCUAUGAUAGUGUAUUGUGGCACCUGUUCCCCAUCCUAACAAGGCCUUAUUAGGUGCACCCACUCAAUACAUCAAUACUGUUGUUGCUAAUCCUGGUAUCAUGCAAUAUUAGGUCUGAAUCCUGCAUCUGCUUUCAGGUUACAUUGAAUUGUAUGGAGAUUGUUAUUGCUUUUUUGUAAGUGAAAUUUGAAAAGACUACAAAAAAAUAUUUCAAAUCUCAAAUUCAUGUAAAUCUAAACACCCCCACCCCAAAAAAACUGUAAUGCGGGUUUACGUACCAUUUUCUCACCUUCAUGUUUGAGCGUUUAUGUAGAAAGGCCGUCUCAUUUAUUGAAAGCAUACAGCUCACCACAUCUCUUGUCAGUCGUGUUUUAGGAGCUGCAGCUCAGAAGUGUCUCCUAACGCCCACCACUUCUGUUUCAACAGCACAAUCAUUUAGGGUUUUUAAAAUUCACUGCAUUUUGAUCUACAUUCAUUUCGCCACUUAAAUAGACUUUCAGGCGUGUGCAUAUGCCUUACAUUAGUGCUCGUUUUCAGCCAGGUUUCUGUCUGAAGAGGAUACUGAAAGUGUUUAGCUGUGUUCUGGUUCUCUGUCCUUCUCCCAAAGUGCAGACAGGCAUUUACUGCACUGCUGGAGCUAGAAACAAGUCAUCUGUACGCGACUAAACUCUGAUUUGAAGUGCACACAUGUUCACUCCCUUUCAUAGAUUUAAAAUGAAUAGACGAGUGUAAGGAAUACUUGCACAAAUCCAGUGCUUUUAAACACAAUGGAGUCAACAAGUGCACACUUACAGUAAAAAGGAAGGGAAUUGGAAUUCAUCCAUGUGACUCAUCUUUUGUUCCCAGUGGUUCCUGAAUUUGACUCUCAUGCUAUGCCACUGGAUGACACUCAGCAGACUACACUCACAUCCUCAUCCAUUUCGUUAAUUGCUGAUCUAUAAGAUAUCUUAUCAAUUUUAUAUUUAUAAAGGUGGAAUCGGCUGUUGGCAUUUAUACAAGAAUACAGUAUUGUUGUAGCCAUGCCUUUUACUCUGCUACAAUACUGUUAUAGAUGCCAAUACCAGACAGGUGUAAGAAGUUACUGUGGAAUAUAUAUAUAUAUAUAUAUAUAAAUAUAUAGUCAAAACCCUCUUAUCCAAGUAAAUCUGCAUAGGUAGUGUUUCUUUUUAGUUCAAAUGAAAGUUGUAACUGAGAGGACGACCAAUAAAUCUCAUUACCAUA